Messenger RNA from Atta colombica, 1130 nucleotides. RefSeq names its product very-long-chain (3R)-3-hydroxyacyl-CoA dehydratase 2 (gene Hacd1). The transcript has 6 exons. The coding region runs from base 257 to 961 and encodes 234 amino acids. The record is from RefSeq and is a predicted model, not a curated record. Gene Ontology annotation, molecular function: 3-hydroxyacyl-CoA dehydratase activity. Lineage: Eukaryota; Metazoa; Arthropoda; Insecta; Hymenoptera; Formicidae. Gene Ontology annotation, cellular component: endoplasmic reticulum membrane. Gene Ontology annotation, biological process: sphingolipid biosynthetic process; very long-chain fatty acid biosynthetic process; fatty acid elongation.
GAUCGGAGUUACAAAUUUAUUAUUAUAUGUGGCCGACAUGACUGUUGUAUUGUGAGAUCGAUCCUGAGAGGAGUGGGAGUUGAUGUUUCUGGUAGGAGUGCAGAAUUUAUAAAUUCAUCGUUCCAUGUUGAUCACUCGAUAUGUUCUAUAUAAAAAUAUGCAUAUCGUUGCAAGAAUAAAAAAGAUCGAAGGAUAUCAGUUUAAAUUUAGUUCAUCGUGAAUUAUCUGAGAACGUUUAACGAAUUUCCACGUAAAAAUGGCAGGAGUGAAAUCCAAAAAACCAAGCUUUUUCUCGAAGUUAUAUCUGGCGUCAUAUAAUCUCGGUCAGACUUUGGGAUGGAGUUAUUUAUUGUAUCAGAUUAUACAAUAUUAUCUUGAAUCUUUCUCCUCAGAUAAUACCUUGUGGAAUGAAACCAAGCUACCUGUAAUCAUUUUUCAAAAUGCAGCUCUAUUGGAGAUAAUGCAUGCAGGAAUUGGGCUAGUACCAUCCAAUGUUUUAAUCAUAUUGGCUCAAGUCUUCAGUCGUAUCAUGCUUGUAAACGGAGUUCUUCUGGCUACUCCUUAUACAUACGCUGCUUCGUCUCCAGGUCUUCCACUAGCUCUCAUCGCAUGGUCCAUUACAGAAAUCAUUAGAUACUCCUAUUAUUUCGUAAAUCUUGUCUCUGAUAUUGUGCCACGUGUAUUAGUCUGGCUGAGAUAUACUACAUUCAUCAUACUAUAUCCAUUGGGCGUGACUGGUGAACUAUUGUGUUUAUAUACCGCUGUAAAAUACGCCAAUGCUAAUCCUGACUCCUGGAGUUAUGUUCUACCAAAUAAAUGGAAUUUCACAUUUAGCUAUUUGUAUCUCCUGAUAGCAGUUAUGCUAUUUUACAUUCCAGGUUUUCCACCACUUUACUUGCACAUGUUUGCACAAAGGCGGAAAAUACUUAAUCCUAGUAUUGCUGCGAAGAAAACUAAUUAAUUUAAAUCUAUAUACAUUUGUUGUAUAUUUCCUAUUUUCAUAAUCAUAUUUAUAUGUACAAAAAAGGAAUAGAGGGGGUUUAUAUAUUAUUGAAAAUCUGCAUAUAGUAAAAUAUCAAAUACAAAAAUAUUUUAUAAAAAGUAUAUAUAUUUUGCUGAAGUUACCAAGA